UCGUUACCGAACAUGGCGUCCUAUGAUAUCACACGUUUUCUACCGCCAACGUGAAAUUUCUCCUUAGUUUCGCGUUAUACGCCAGUUUCUUUGGAACAUCCUUGAAGGAAAGAUGAAUAUUUUUACCAAGGUGAAAUUGCUGGUACUAAUACUCAGCACGACUGUUGUAAGCUAUUCAAAUUCUGAAGAUGUUAUUGAAGAGCGAUCUAUAAAGAAGCAUUCAAAUUUUAAAUUCGAAGAUGAAAUAACUACAAACAAAGAUUUUUCUGAUGAAGAAGCACGGCAGUAUGGCCUUAUAUACCAAGAUCCAAACCAACCUCUAAGGUUUCCAAAUGAAGACCAACUUGGUAACCAAUCUUACAAUCCUGAAGAACAAAAAAAGAAACGCAGGAGACGUCGCAGGAAGCCUAAGAGCCAGGCUAUUCAAAAUCCUGGUUAUGGAUAUGCCAGUCCAGCUGACGCAUAUCCAGGAGGACCUGAUCCUUACAAUCCAGGGUUUCAAGUGCCUGGCGGAGUUCAAAGGCCCCGCCGUCGCCGUCCAAAGUCCUCAAUUGCCUCCGAAGCAUUCUCCUCGGUCCUGAGCGCGCUGACUUCAACAGCCCUGUAUGAUGAUAAGCAGUGCGUACCCAGGAUGCUGUGCGAGGCGGCUGGUGGUGGAGCUCUCGGAUCCUCGAGUCUCCUGCAAUCUGUUACUGGUCUGCAACCUUUGCUGACUCUCCUCUCUGCUUACAACGGCAUCACGUCCUCACCUCUCUUCGUGUUCGGUCGAGCCGUCUUCCUUGGCAUGACGUCCAAAGGCAACACUGGUACUUGCCGCUAUGCCUAUCCUUACUGCCCCACUGAUCCCGAGCAGCUUGUUCACUACCUCAACAACCACAACGGAGGCUUCUUCAGGUUCUUCAGCGCCCCACAGCUAGAUAGACCUCACGACUUAGAGCAGUUCUAUAACCAGCUUUCUGGACAGGGUUACGGAUUUUAUCAACCGAAUGGAUCCAAUCAGAAUUAUAAUCAAAAUGUUGGUCAUCAGGGUUAUGGACUGCAAGGCAGUUUGUACGCGAACCAAAAUGAUUAUGGCUAUGGUUUCAACAGAGCUGAAGAAAGAAUCCAAAACAAACCUAAUUAUACUCCUGUUGAUAAUAAUUAUAUAAAUGACGAUGAUGGAACAAAAUGGAGAUUUCCUGAUGAUGAAUUUGAAGAUGAUGACAAUUUUUACGAUAACAAACAGACAAAUAGAGGAAGUAGGACUUUGAAAUUUCCCGAUCAAAAUUCCCAAAAUACUGCAUAUCAACAAUCAUAUAAUCCCGUUAAUUACGAUUAUAAUAGACGUGAAAAGAAUGUGAAAUUCAUAGAUAACAAUUAUGAUAGAUAUCCACAAGAUCCUAGAAUUAAUGAUAACAGAUAUACGACUAAUAAUUUUAAUAAAUACCCGCAAGAUAUAAGAAUUAAUUACGAUAGAUAUCAUCAAUCUAAUACAAACAAAUACCCUAAAGAUACGAGAGUAAAUAAUGACGAGUAUGAAUUUGAUUAUGUUCAUAAUUUUUAUGUAAAAAAGAAUAAAAACGAAGAUGUUAGAACUGUGUACGUUGUAAGAGGUAAUGGAGAUCCAAAUCAUCCGGAAAUUGUUAAAGUCAGACCAGGAGAAUCUAUAUCGAAAUGAGAAAUUAAAUACAACAUAGUUUUCACAGUAAUAUAAGCAAAUUUACAAAUCUUAACAA
Messenger RNA from Manduca sexta (tobacco hornworm), 1715 nucleotides. RefSeq lists its product as uncharacterized. The transcript has 5 exons. NCBI's taxonomy places the organism in Eukaryota, Metazoa, Arthropoda, Insecta, Lepidoptera, Sphingidae. The coding region runs from base 113 to 1657 and encodes 514 amino acids. The record is from RefSeq and is a predicted model, not a curated record.